UACCCUCUACUGAAACUUCAGUCCCUAACUCAAGGCAGAGGGGAAGUUGGGAGUUGUCUGUUUGUUUUUAAAAUAAUUGUUCCAACAAAAUUAAGGGGGUAUCCUGGAAACUGAAAGGGAAGUGAUUGGUACCAGAUUGUCUGUCUUCAGUUCGUCUGGGAAGAGACUGCUGCAUCUCUACUCACCAAACACACCAGCAUUGAGAGAUAAAAUAAAAAGCUUCUGCCUUCUUUGUCCCCCUAUUGAUGUGAUCAACUGCGCUUACUCCAGCCAAAUCACGAGAAAAGGAUGGAAGAUAAGAACCUCUUCCUUGCUUUAUUUCUCUGCUCCAUUUUGCUUUCAACUGCCUAUUCACACAUGAUCUUUGAGGAGAACAAAGACGCCAAUCUGGCAACCAGCAACAAAAUGAAACUCCCAGAUCUCCCACCCAUCUCUAUAGUAGAAUUAACCAAAACAUCCCGGAAAGUAAGCAGGAAAGAGGCAGAGAAGAAGAAAGAAUCCAAGAGAAAGACCCAGAAAAGAAAAUCCCGCAGGCCCAGGCCCACACUCCCAGCUAAUUGUGUGGCUACUUGGAAAAACUGCAAGCCACCCUCUCCCCCGUGCUGUGAUGUCUGCACCUUCUGCCACUGCCGGCUUUUUCAGACUGUCUGCUACUGCCGAGUAGGAAACCCAAACUGCUAAACCCACACCAGGAAGGCAGUGCUGGAACUCUGUCAUUAACUGCUCCAGAGUUUGUUGCAACCUGUUUUUCUCGUGUGCAUUGCAAGCGAAGUAUAGAGUCUUUGAAGCUUUCCCGCUGGCUUUGUGUUCCCCAGACCUGAAUGAACGCUGGGGUUUACCUCAUGGAACAAGCACUGUGGCCCACAAGUAAAUCAUUACAGGGAGUGUGAGGGAGGGGGGAUGGAGGCUGACGGGCUGACAGAGUAUUUAGAACAGAACUGAAUGGGAACAGGUUCCAGUUCAAGGAAGAUUUGUUUCUUUCAGAAAUGUGACAUCUCACCACAGGCUGUAAGCGUCUAUGAGGAGGACCCAGGCUGAAUGCCCUAGGUUGUCAGUGUCCAUCUACAGUAUGAAACUGGCCGCAUUAAAACAAGUUUGGUUAACACAACAGGGGACCUAGUGUUUAUAACAUAAGAAUGGCCACACUGGGUCAGACCAAAGGUCCAUCUAGCCCUGAAUCCUGUCCUCUGACAGUGGCCAAUGGCAGAUACCCCAGAGGGAAUGAACAGAAAAGGUAAUCAUCAAGUGAU
Chrysemys picta bellii (western painted turtle) is the source of this 1250-nucleotide messenger RNA. It is a transcript of the gene ASIP, whose product is annotated as agouti signaling protein. Gene Ontology annotation, biological process: melanosome organization; hormone-mediated signaling pathway; positive regulation of melanin biosynthetic process. Gene Ontology annotation, cellular component: extracellular region. Lineage: Eukaryota; Metazoa; Chordata; Testudines; Emydidae. The record is from RefSeq and is a predicted model, not a curated record. Gene Ontology annotation, molecular function: melanocortin receptor binding; neuropeptide hormone activity.